This is a messenger RNA of Lolium rigidum, 2574 nucleotides long. RefSeq lists its product as uncharacterized. The record is from RefSeq and is a predicted model, not a curated record. Bases 2111 to 2434 code for a protein of 107 amino acids. The transcript has 6 exons. NCBI's taxonomy places the organism in Eukaryota, Viridiplantae, Streptophyta, Magnoliopsida, Poales, Poaceae.
AGUUUUGUGCACUCUCCAUCGACGACCUCCUCUCCCGGGCUACGCGCGGGACUAGCUCGCCGACGUGCCCCCUCCGCCGCCUCGCUCGCCUCCUCCAUCUCUUCGCGCCGUCAAGGACCACUACGCCGCCGUUGUGCUUGCGCUCCGCCUCACGGGGGCGCAGGUUGCUGAAUUCGUGCUCCUAGACUAGGAGCUCGUGGCCGCGGCGCCAUUCAGUCUCCGUGUGCGACCACCACCGCAACCCUAGUCGCCACGGUCGUCGGUGCGGCUCCCACGCCUCCGAGCCUCCCGCGCGGCCGCCUCAGCCUCCUAUCCUACGUCAACUACGUGGCGCUGCCCUAAAUCGCCUCCUGCCCGGCUUCCCCGCGAACGCCGCUUGCCCAUGGACCACGCGCCUGCGCACGGUUGCCGGUUGUGGGCACGGUGGUGCUCUGCCUCUGCUCCAUCGUCGCCUCCCUCACCACAUUUCCUCCGCCACUGUCGACGUGUGAUGGUGAAUUUCCCCUUCCUCUUUCCCUCUUUUGUUCCAAUUUAGGAUGUGUUAAUGUGAUGUUGUUAAAUGAGAUCAUAUGCUGCUGUUACGUGAAUUCAUCUGGUGUUGAUUGUUUGUUGUUAUAACCUACGCUUCCUAUUAAACUCAAACAAAUUCCAAUUAUAUGUUAGUGUUUCAGACAAUUCAUGGACAUGCAAUGUGUUUUCCAAUGUUGCAAUGCUAUGUUAUUUGAGAACUGAUACAUCUGUAUAUCACAUUUCAUCUGUGAUCAUCGAUCCUUUAGUACUCUAAUGAAUGUUCCGUUUAAUUUGCGAAAUGUUUUCUGAACUCCAUUCCAAACCUGUGUUCCUUAUGGCAUUCGUUGUCAAGGAGAAUUGGUUCAGAGUGACCAUCUGAACCUUGAUCGAUCCGUUUUGGGCUACUGGUGACCGUUGCCUCCCCACAGGUCGAUGAAUGUGAUUUGUUAUGUUUCCUUUGUUCUCUUCCUUUUUUCUGCUAAUCAGCCAUCUGACGACCUGCUCUAGCCCAAGGCAAAGAAGAUCAUGGCCUUGGAUGACAAAGAUGGUAACCUGCAGCUCAAGGGCUUCGCAUGGGUCCCUGUUCGAUCCAUGGAAGAAUUUCAGGAGGUUUACUCAAUUUUUUGAAAUGGGUGUGCAGAGAGGAAAGUUGCACACACAGGCCUGAACGAUGUUUCAAGUAGGAGCCAUGUUGUGCUCUCCAUCCGGAUCAGUAAUGAUACUGUCAAAGGGAUCAGUAAUGGGUGGUGCUAGUGCUUCUGGCGCUGUACCGGUGAUCCAUGAACAUUAUUACCUUUUGAAGUUGCAGGAGAUUUAGGUUAUAACAAAAAACAGGUCUUGAUUUAUGCUAAAAAUCCCUUUUAUUUAGUGACUAGAGACUUCCUUUUUAUGCUUGUGUUUGCCUACUUGUAGUGGAGAUGGAGAAUUGGGCCAUAAUAUCUUUCCUGUAAUGAAAUGCUUAUGCCUCAAAUGAGGUAUGCGUCUUAAGUUGCCUUUUUACUGAAUUAACUUCUGUUUCAUCCAUUUAUUUUUACUACCCAUUAAACACUUCCUUGCUGCAGUCACCUUGUUUUGGUAUAAUAGAAUAAUUUUCAUGAACAUUGUAAUUGCUUUAUAAUUUUUUCAGUACAGUAUGAAUAAUUAAACUUAUAGAAGCACAAUCUGCAGAGAUAAACAUGAUUAUCGAAUCUAUAUUCCGGUAAUUCAGUACCCCUUUAGUGGGCAGUGACAGUGCUGCUCUAAUCUGAAUUAAACUUCUGCUAUCUAAGAUGUUUUCAAAGAUAUCAGGGAAGUGAGCCGAUCCCUGCUCAAUUUCUAGUUCAGAAAGAUAAAUUGAUCUGGAAAAUAGUGCAAUGCAUGAACUUGCAAAGGUGUGUCAUAGUGUGUUGAUUAUAAAUGUUGCUUGGCUCUACUCCAUCCUCCCUGCAUCCUGGAGUUAACUAUGUGUGACUGUAUCAAAGAUGUCUUUAUUAAUCAAGGAUGUCUACAAAUCAAGUGAAUCACCAUUGUGACUGGACCAUAUCCAAGAUAGGAAAUCCCACACAGAGCAUCUCAGUUGAGUAAAUCAACUCAAUCAAAACCUAGCAUUAGCGCUGCCAAUAUGGACAUGGGUUCAGUAGCUGAACCAACCGGCGAUGGGGAGCGUCCUCUUCAUUGCAGGCUUCUUCAGUUAAACAAGAUGGAGCACUAUGACAGGCUCAUGAAAAAUGGUAAGAUGCUAGAAGAUGAGAACAAGUUGGUUGCCUUUAAACUGAAGAAGCUCCAGUACAAUAGUCAGAUAGACUUAAGAAUCAGGAAAAUGAAGUCUGAUCUGAAGAAGAUAAUAGGCUUCCAGUUUAAUCUAUUGUGCCUUAAUGCAGACAUCAAGAGUAUGCGAAGAAAUGUUGAGCAAGAGGAAGCUUAUGUUGAGCUACAAUGUUGUUAAGUUCUGUAAGUUAGCAUGCUAGGAUCGUGUGAGUUGGCACUAGAUUGUGAAUGUGAUUGCUGGGAUAGUACUUACAGUUCAGUUCUGUAAAUGCUUGAUUGUUAUAUACUGGAUUGUGAUUAAAGUUUGUUGUUUAGUAA